Messenger RNA from Paramecium tetraurelia, 1446 nucleotides. RefSeq lists its product as uncharacterized. The transcript has 7 exons. The record is from RefSeq and is a predicted model, not a curated record. Lineage: Eukaryota; Ciliophora; Oligohymenophorea; Peniculida; Parameciidae.
AUGGAGUCUCUCGAAAGAUCGGUCUCUCUUAAAUAAGGUUCUACUAUCGAUUAAUUAGAACUCAAAAAACAAAUGGAUUAUGCUUACAAUAAGACUUUACAAUACUUAUAACAUUAGGAAUUAGUUGAGGGGUCCAUUCCAUAAUCUCUAGGGGAAUGCCAGGAUGUUGCAGAAUUAGAAGGAGGCCUUAAUAAAGAAUUGUCAAGAUAUAAUAAACAUAAGAUAUAGAAAAUAAGAGAAGCUCAAAUUAAAUUAGAAGAAGACAAAAAGAGAGUUGAGUUACUAGAGAAAAUUCAGGAAAGAGAUUAAAGAAUAGUUCAAAUCAUGAUAAAAAAAUAAUAAGAAAUGAAAGAGAAAUAUUGUACAUCUAAGAAAGUUGAAAAUAGAAGAAUUGACACUCAGGAAAUGGAAAGCAAAUCUUAACCUAGAGACAAUGAAGCACAAAAAAAUCUAUAGUAAUAAUAAUCGUAAAAAGUUAAUCAAAUAUUAAGCACUUAUGAAAUCAGAAGUAAAAUGAUAUUUAAAGGGGAGGAUAAAAAAGAAAAGAAAAAAAGAGAACAAGCUUUAUAGAGAAAGGAAGAAUUUGAAAAAUAAAUUGAUAUGGAAUGUCAAAUUCAAAUGGCUAAGAUAUAAUAAAAAUUAGAGAACAGUGGAAAAUUAUAAAAGGAAUUAAUUUAAAACAAAAUAGAAAAAAUAAAAGAGUAAAAUCAUAAGGAGCAACAAAUCAUGAAAUAGCAAAAGUAACUUAAAGACAAGAUAUCACAAGAUCAAAUCAAUCAGCUUUUAGAAAAAAUGGUGCAAAAAGAAAAAGAUUUUUAGAUUAACUAAAAAUCAAUUUAGAAUGUAGAAUAAGAAAAAAAAUUAGAAAUUAAAUCAAAAUAAAGAAAGAUUAAAUCUAAUUAAGGAGACAUUUUUAAAGACAGAGAUGAAAAAUUAAAAUAAUUAAAUGAAAAAUUUUUGAAGGUCGAGUAAUUUAAUAGAAUGAAAAAAGAAGAAUAAGAUAAUAAAAUCUUAUUAAAAUAAGAAUUAAGAAAACUUAAAGAAUAGGAUAAACAGGACAUUUUAGAGAGGCAAAAGAGAUAAAACGAAUACAGAAUGUUAGAAAUCACAGAAAAAUACAGAUAAGUUGAUGAAAAAAACUAAUUAAAGCAAUAUUAAAAUACUCUCUUAUAAUAGACAUCUAUGCACAUCAGUAAAUAAGAAAUAUUAGAAAGAAAUAGAAUAUACUCUCAUUUAUAGUAAAUGAGUGAUAAUCUCUUCAAUAAAAAAGUUAGAAAAAGAAAUUUAAGCCAAUUAGAAAAAAAUAUUCUCACAAUUAAACCUAAAGUUAAUAAUCAAAAAGAGGAUACAGAGUUUGAAGAUCAUACAAGAUUAUUAAUAACAAUGCUUUAAACAUCAGAUCCAGAAGAAACAUUAAAAAAUAAACUAAGUAGAAGACAUAAUUGA